Messenger RNA from Bacidia gigantensis, 1500 nucleotides. RefSeq lists its product as uncharacterized. The transcript is spliced from 3 exons. Gene Ontology annotation, cellular component: mitochondrion. Lineage: Eukaryota; Fungi; Ascomycota; Lecanoromycetes; Lecanorales; Ramalinaceae. The coding region runs from base 1 to 1500 and encodes 499 amino acids. The record is from RefSeq and is a predicted model, not a curated record. Gene Ontology annotation, molecular function: protein-arginine omega-N symmetric methyltransferase activity.
AUGGAUUCAGUGCCCUUGUCAAAGAUUUUUAGACGACUUUUAUCCCAUCAGACAUGCUCCAAGUUGCGCUACCAUGACCCAACACCCCGCAAAUUGAACACUAUUUACUAUGGAAGGAGAUAUUAUCGCAAGAGUAGAGGCGAUGAAGAGUAUCGGGAGGAUAAGCAGCUCAGCAACUGGCAGCAGCGAACAGAGAUUUUGCCGCCGGAUAAGCUUCAAGAAUAUCAGAAAGCGCCAAUGGUCAAUGCCAAUGGAUUGCGAAGCCGUCGAGAGAGACCAAAAGGCGUGAAGAUGCUCACUCGAGAUUUCAUCGACGAUAGUCUAUACAAUCCAAACUACGGCUACUUCCCCAAACAUGCCACCAUCUUCACCCCUGGCAAGCCCUUUGACUUCAACGCCCUGGCAGACGAGCCCGCGUUCCACAGGGAGCUCGGCAAGCGAUAUACCAGCUUCGAAGACGAUCUCGACGCUGAAUCAUUCAACGAGACACGCCAACUAUGGCACACUCCAACAGAGCUCUUUUUGCCUUAUUACGGUGAAGCAAUCGCUCGCUACCUAGUAACAAAUUAUAAACUCUCCCACCAUCCGUAUCACGACCUCAUAAUCUACGAGCUUGGGGCCGGCAACGGCACAUUGAUGCUCAACAUAUUAGAUUACAUACGAGACUACCAUCCCGACGUCUACCCUCGCACAAAAUUCAAAGUCAUCGAAAUCUCCUCUGCACUUGCGACACUCCAAACAAACCAGCUCACGCGCACAGCCUCCUCACGCGGCCACGUGGGUCACGUCGAAAUCAUCAACCGCUCUAUCUUCGCGUGGGACACCUACCUCCCCGCACCCUGCUACUUUCUCGCUCUUGAAGUUUUCGAUAACUUCGCACAUGACAGCAUUCGCUACGAUCCCAUUACUGAAGUGCCGCUUCAAGGUACCGUCCUCAUCGACGCCGAAGGUUCUUUCUAUGAUUUCUAUGUCCGCGAUAUCGACCCCGAAGUCCGGCACUUUCUGCAAGUCAGACACGCCGCAUGCACGCGAUCUUUCGACCAUCCAUUGCAAGAGCAAAAGUGGCUCCGCGCUUUCAAAUCCAGCUUACCAUUCGCCCCGAAUCUCACACACCCCGAGUAUAUCCCUACCCGCCUUCUCCAAUUCUUCGAGAUCUUGCACCAAUAUUUUCCCCUCCACCAGCUCCUGACCUCCGAUUUCCACAGUUUGCCAGGCACCGUGAAGGGUUUCAAUGCGCCUGCGGUGCAGACGCGGUACAAACGGCGGACGGUACCGGUGACGACGCCGUACGUCAUGCAGGGGUACUUUGAUAUCUUAUUCCCAACAAAUUUUGCCAUGAUGGAAGAUCUGUAUCGUGCGGUGACAGGGAAGUUGACGAAAGUUACGAGUCAUGCGGAGUGGUUGAGAAGGUGGGCGUAUACGGAGGAUACCCAGUGUAAGAGCGGGGAGAAUCCUAUGCUGAGUUGGUAUGAAAACAGCUCUGUCAUGCUAUCUACUUAA